Cheilinus undulatus (humphead wrasse) is the source of this 7271-nucleotide messenger RNA. It is a transcript of the gene pear1, whose product is annotated as platelet endothelial aggregation receptor 1. Bases 247 to 3315 code for a protein of 1022 amino acids. Gene Ontology annotation, molecular function: protein binding; scavenger receptor activity. The record is from RefSeq and is a predicted model, not a curated record. Lineage: Eukaryota; Metazoa; Chordata; Actinopteri; Labriformes; Labridae. The transcript is spliced from 23 exons.
GGCUUCACUUCAGGACCCUCCCCCGUCAGAUGCGACUGCUCUCUUUCUCUCUCUGUUUUCUCUUCUGAAUGUUUACACCGCUGAAGAUUUUUCUAAGUGUUGACGUUUCCACAUGUCUGCAGCUGGGAUGAACCGUUAAACUAAAACACCGUUUAUUCGUCUUCGUUUGGUCUUUUUUGGAAAGUUGGCGUCUCUCUCUGCGAUAAGAGGACAGAUUCAUCCUGGAGUUCUCGGCUGGUAAGGACCAUGCCCAUUCUGCAGAGCUCCGCCCUCCUGCUGCUUUUAAGCUUCCUGAUUGGUCUGAGCUUCUCCCUCAACCCCAGAGACCCCAAUGUGUGCAGCCUGUGGGAGAGCUACACCACCUCGGUGAAAGAGUCGUACUUCCAUCCUUAUGACCAUGUGACAGAGGAGCCCUGCUCAGACCCUCGGACCUCCUACAGAUGUACACGCCACAGGAUCACCUACAAGACGGCCUACAGGCAGGCAGUGAAGACUAACUACCGCAAGAGGUACCAGUGCUGUCCUGGUUACUACGAGAGCAGAGACAAGUGUGUCCCUCGCUGCACCAAGGAGUGUGUCCACGGUCGAUGUGUCGCUCCGGACCGCUGCCAGUGCGAGGGAGGCUGGCGAGGCGACGACUGUUCCAGUGCCUGUGAUGACAAGCACUGGGGGCCAGCCUGCGGUCAGCAGUGUAAAUGUGAGAAUGGAGCGCUCUGUGAUCCUGUGAAGGGGGCAUGUCAGUGUCCUCCGGGGUUCAUAGGACGAUACUGUGAGGACGCCUGCCCAGCAGGGACCUUUGGGAAGGGCUGUCUGCAGAGGUGCAAGUGUGGAACCGGAGGAUCCUGUGACAGAGCAACAGGAGAGUGUUUGUGUCGGGAUGGAUUCACUGGGACUUUCUGUGAGAAAGCCUGUCCCAGGAGAUGUCAGGCACGCUGCCCCUGCCAGAAUGGAGGGAUCUGUAAAGGCAAAGGGAUCUGCGACUGUCCCCCUGGAUGGACGGGUGCUGUUUGUACCAAGCGCUGCCCAGAGGGAAGGUUUGGACCAAACUGUGCUGAAGAAUGCGUCUGCCACAACCGGGGCAAAUGUGACCCUGAAACUGGACAGUGUCAGUGUGCUAAAGGCUUCACUGGUAGCAGAUGUAACGAGGAGUGCGCUGCAGGCACUUACGGCCAGGACUGUAAAGGUGUGUGUGACUGUGCUAAUGGCGCCCGCUGCUACAACAUUGAUGGAGGCUGUCUGUGUGAGCCGGGGUUUCACGGGCCACACUGCAGGGACAGGAUGUGUGCGCCCGGAAAAUACGGCAUGCACUGUGAACGCUCGUGUCUCUGUCAGGAUAAACACACUCUCAGCUGCCACCCAAUGAAAGGAGAGUGUACCUGCCAGCCUGGGUGGGCAGGGCUCUUCUGUAAUGAGACCUGUGCUCACGGUUUCUACGGUCAAGGUUGCCUGGAGCCGUGUUUGUGUGUGAAUGGAGGGGUGUGUGAUAGCGCCACCGGCCAGUGCAAGUGUACACCUGGGUUUAAGGGGGUUCACUGUGAGAAUUCAUGUAAAAGUGGCACCUAUGGAAAGAACUGCUCUCUGGAGUGCUCCUGCAAAAACUUUGUUGACUGCUCUCCUGUGGAUGGGACCUGUUUCUGUAAAGAGGGCUGGCGGGGGCCGGACUGCUCCCUCCGCUGCUCUGAGGGAACCUGGGGUCCAGGAUGCAACGCCACCUGCCACUGUGCCAAUGGAGCAAAAUGUAAUCCUGCAGAUGGAUCCUGCACGUGCACAGCAGGCUGGCAGGGGGCACACUGUGAUCAACCAUGUCCGAUGGGCACGUUUGGGCCAGGCUGCCUGAAGAGGUGUGACUGUGUUCAUGCAGACGGCUGCCAAGCAACCAGCGGGGAGUGCCACUGUCUGCCAGGCUGGAUGGGCCCUCGCUGUAACCAGCCAUGUUCAGACGGUCUGUGGGGUCGUCACUGUAACCAGACCUGUUUCAAGCACUGUCCAAACAGCGACACGUGUGUCAGGGAAACAGGAGCAUGCGUGUGCCGUCCAGGUUACUGGGGAGUCACCUGUCAAAACAAAUGCCGCGCUGGUAUGUACGGAGAGCAGUGCAGCAUGUCGUGCCCAUCCUGCGGUCAGUCAUACCGCUGCCAUCAUGUGAGCGGAGAGUGUGACUGUCUGCCUGGAUACACUGGAGAUAACUGCGAUCAAGUGUGUCCAGCUGGCUACUUUGGCAAACAGUGCUCUGAGGUGUGUGUUAACUGUGCCAACAACUCCACAUGUGACCACCGGGACGGUCACUGUGAAUGUUUGCCUGGCUGGACGGCGACUGACUGUUCAAUACCAUGUAGUCCAGGACGCUUCGGCCCUUUCUGCACUCAACCCUGCUCCUGUCCUGCCAACCUCAUCUGUGACCGAUUUACUGGAGACUGUGUUUGUGAGAGCGGAGGAGACGACUGCAAAGAAGAGUCGUCCGUGCUGUCAGGGAGUGUUAUGGUUCCUCUUCCUCCUGGUGAAAGGGAGUCAUGGGGAGCCAUCGCGGGCAUCGUGGUGCUCGUCAUCCUGGUGGUGUUGCUGCUGGCUCUGCUGCUGCUCUACCGCCGCAGGCAGAAGGACAAACAGAACAACACACCGACUGUGUCCUUCUCCACCACCCGCACCGUCAACUCUGAAUACGCCGUACCAGAUGUUCCUCACAGUUACCACCACUACUACUCCAACCCCAGCUAUCACACGCUGAGCCAGAACCGCCCUCCACUGCCCCACCUGCCCAACAACCAUGACCGCACCAUCAAGAACACAAACAACCAGCUGUUCUGCAGUGUGAAAAACAUGGAGCGAGAGAGGCGGGGCUUGUUUGGGGUCGAGAGCAACGCCACUUUACCUGCAGACUGGAAACACCAUGAGCCCCGCAAAGACUCAGGAGCUUUUGGAAUCGACCGCAGCUACAGCUACAGUGCCAGCCUCGGAAAAUAUUACAACAAAGCAGAGCUGAAGGACACAGUUGCAGUAAGCAGCAGCUCUCUGAACAGUGAGAAUCCCUACGCCACCAUCAAAGACCUGCCUGGCCUGCCCUUCUGCCCCCCGGAGAGCAGCUACAUGGAGAUGAAGUCAGCUGUGCCGAGAGAGCGAGCGUACACGGAGAUCAGCCCGCCACCAUUCCACACAGCCACUUUACGCAGAGAGCGUCAGAGUUCCCUCGGUCACGCCACACAUGAGGAUCCCCAGAGCCACUACGACCUCCCAGUGAACAGUCACAUCCCAGGACACUACGACCUGCCACCACUCCGCCGACCCCCCUCUCCCUCCCUGAGGAGAAGUCCACAGUGACAGUCACAGUAGUAGAGAAACUCCUUCUCCUCCCCCUGCUCCUUUUUAUCACUUUGGAGAUGAUUUUAGGACUGCACUUGCUAAGAAAGAGCAAACUUGAUGCUCCUCUCUGACCAUCGGAUCUUUAGACGAGGCUUACUGUGGAGGUCCCCCUUUGACUCGACACUGCCCCCCUGUGGGCUGAAGUGGUACUCACUGCACCAGGACAGACGUGUCAUCCAGACAGAGGAGCCAGCAGACUGCAGGAGGAAAGCUGGACUGUGGCAAAGCCAGCAGGGCCUCAGCUCAUCAAACUCCCAUGGGACGGAUGAGCCAAAAGACUUAACGGCUGAAAGCAGCAACCAAGGAAUUCUUAAGUGUUUGAACUCAUCUAAACAGGCUCUUGAUUAAGUUUUCCACACAUUUGGCUGGCUUAGAAUUUGCGUGUCUAAUAGACCCUUUUGAAAAAUUGAAUUUUCCUCUAUUUUUAUUGUAGACAGUGUAAUUCAGACUUUGGGUUUGAAUUUUCUUCAUGGCUGAAUUAAGGCCUGUUAAGACUUUCUAUGUGCAGUUUAGGAUGAAAUCAUCACUGCUGGAUUUACAAAACCAUCUGAACCUCAAAAAGAAUAGACAUAAAGGUCAUAGGAAGUUAGAGAAGUGAACGGCAGAUAUCCUUCGCUAAUAUCUGAGUAAAAAAGAAAAUAGAAAGUUACGUUUUUUCACCUAGAGCAACAGAUGAACCAAAUAUAUACUCAAAAUAUGUUGUUUAGUUAUAUAAUGUUUACGAAGGAUUUUCCGUUGUAAAUAUAGAAAUAAAUAUAUUAUCUUUAUUGUUACAUAGAACAGCCCUAUUUUAAGAUGGUCAUAUUGUUACAGGGUUUGUGUGACCAAAGAUCAAAAACAUUUUGGUAACUAAUGGAUAAGGCUUAGGUCAUGUUUUAAAAAUGAAGUAUGAUUACUCUUGGAGAUAAACAACAUAACAUGGCAGCAGUAUGAAUGUCUACAUAGUGUCCUAGAGCUACUUUUCAGCUAUUUAAAGAGCUGGUUUACAAAACAGCAACCAUUUUACCACUAUACAGCUUUAGCCUGGAUUCUUUAAAUGCUGUCCAUCCAAAAAUCAAAACAAAAAACAUGCUUCAUGAUAAUAUACUCUAUAUGGACCAAAGUAAUCGGUCACAGUCAUGUUGGAACAGAAAAGGGCCUCUCCAAACUGUUGCCACAAAGUUGGAAGCAUAGCAUUGUCCAAAAUGUCUUGGUAUGCUGAAGCAUUGAGAUGGAGAUAAGGGACCUACCCAAAGCCUUAAAAACAGCCCCAUACCAUUAUCCCUCCUCCACCAAACCUCACUGUGGACACAAUGCAGUCAGGCAGGUAAUGCGGCAUCUGUCAAACCCAGACUCACUCAUCUGACUGCCAGAGAAGUAUGAUUCGUUACUCCACAGUACAUGUUGCCACUGCUCCACAGUCCAAUGUCACUGUGUUUUACACCGCUCCAUUUGACACUUGGCUUUGGACUUGGUGAUGCAGCUGAUCGGCCAUGGACACACAUUCCAUGAAGCUCCCACUGCACCCUUUUUUUUCAAUUACAUUAAAGGUCACAUAUUAUGCAAAACACAUUUUUUCAGGCUUUUCUAGCAAAAAUAUGUGCCCCUGGCCUGUCCACAAUCCCCCCAAGAAUCAGAAAAAUCCACUCCCUCCCCACCUCUCUUUCUCCACCUUUCAGAAAAUGUGUGCUGAAACAAGCCGUUUUCAGAUUUUCCCUCAUGAUGUCAUUUGGGGAGUAACCUCUCCAAAGGACCUCCAAGUGGGGAUAAAGCACCGCCCCCAGGUUUGGUUGGCCCUCCCCACUUGAAGGUCCUCAGCUGGCAGCUGAGAGGAGAGCCACAUCCAUUUCCUGAGAGGGGCGGGGUCAUGGGCAGAGACAGAGAGCUCAUUAUCAUUUAAGGCCACAGAAACUGCUCAUUUUGAGCAGGGCUGAAAUUGAGGUGUUUUUAGACAUGAAAAAAUCCAUUACUGGAGUGUUUUUUUCAGCAACAAACUUCACAGGCAUGUUUUGGGGACCACUGAGAAUGAUAUAGACUUGUCGUAAAAAGGUAAAAUAUGUGACCUCUUAUGCCAUUGGAAGUUGAGAACUCUUCAGCUAUGGAAUCAGCAGUGUUUACGCAAUAUGCACCUUAUUAAUAGUUGAACCAGCUUGAUUUUACAUGGUCUUCCGCUUUAUGGCUGAGUUGCUGUUGUUCCUAAAUGCUUCCACUUUCUAAUAAUAUCACUCACAGUUGACUGUAAUAUCCAACAGGGAGGAAAUUUCACAAACCAUCUUAUUACAAAGGUGGCGUCCAUCACAAACCACGCUUGAAGUGACAGAGUUCUUCUGAACACAUUUUUUGUGUCACAAAUGUUUGCAAAUGGAGACUGCAUGGCUAGGCUCUUGAUUUUAUACAAUAUACAGAAUUCAGUAAUUAACAGGUGUGGCUAAUCACUUUUGUCCAUAUUCUAUAUAUAUAUUUCUAACUCAAGCAUUCUUCUUCUUAGUCUAAACUUGGUGAAAACAUUACCCAUCAUUCAUUCUGCAUGAAGCAGUAAAUCAGUGACCAUGUGUGCCAUCAGGUCAGAUGUUGAUUGGUUUAUUUACAACCAGGACGAGGAUUCCAAUAAUCCAUACAACCACUCUCUUUUAUAUCCGACAUGUAUUAAAACGUAAACUUUAAUCAAACUCAUAAAUGUUGAUUCAGUCAGUUACUGAUUGUGUUCAUUCACAGCCUUUGGUUUUAUGCACACCAAGUCAAGGCUCUAUCUGGUUUUUAUGUUGGUAUUACAUGCAUGUAAAUCAUAACAGAGUUUAGUCAGGCAGAUAUAAAACGCAGAACAAAUAAAACCCUCGUCUUGGUUCCAACACCCACAAUGCAAGUCUGCCAAAAGUAAAGUCAGAGCUUGUUUGUGUUGUGCUAGUCGCAUAAGUAAAUCUAGAGCCACUAGAAAGAACACUUAUUUCUCUGCAGCCAUUUUGGCAGAUGCACUAAGCUCAAAACUAGAAUUUCCUGGAUUUUUCAGGGUGAAGGUAAACAGACAAAUUUUCUUUCCUGCAGCCGGACGGUAUAUUUCCACGGCAGGAAAUGUUCAUGAGAAUUCACAUCAAGAAAGUGGGUGGGAGUGACAACACUUAUUUAAUGCUACAACAACAAUGUCUUUGCACAUAAUUAACCUGCUCCAUUAUGUUUUCUCUUUGCUGUAAGCUCUCUGCUCUUCUGUAGAUAUUGUGAUUGUGUAUAACUACACUUAGCAAUGAGAUAAAGACUCAGCAUGGUUUUUUCUUUAUUACGUACAGACUGUCCCAACCUUCCCACCAGAAACAGUCUCCCACUGCGAGGUGUGAACAACCAAAAAGGAUUUCAGGGGAAGUCCUCCUGAAAUUCUCAUGUGAAAUCAGCUUUUAACUGCCCUCAUCAAGAUUGUUUUACUUUCAUUGUGACUCAAGUGACAUCACUUAAGGCACUUGAGCUUUCUGUGCCAGCCAAAGGCUUUGUCUAAGUCUUAUCGUGAACAAUUUGCUAAAGAAACGUUCUUUAAAAGCUUUUAACUGUACUGUUCAGUCAUUCAAAGUAACAGGAACGCUGUAAAACAAUGUUAAAAAAAAAGUGGUUUGAUAUUGUGACAAUUAAUUGUCUGAUUUGUCUUUCUGCCAAACAGUUUUGUUUGCCAAAACAAAAUUUUGCAACCGCAGUUUUUCAUUUUCUUCCAAACUGAAUUUCAAUCUAAACUCUUGUUCCCUGUUCUUAUUAGGAUUAUCAAAAUGUGUUUAGUUAUUAUCAGAUUCAGAUCAUAUUAAGUUCAAUAUCCUGUAAAUAGAAACCCUGUGUACCAGAAGAAUGUACAUGAUGUUAAAGUUGUGAGUUUUUGCUUUUUUCUACAUAAAGCCAUAUAUUUUUGAAUGUAAUCAUUGUAACGUGUAUAUAAUGUAAAUAAAAAUGGCUGCACUUUU